AUGAGAGACGCAAUUCAAAUAGUUAUUGAAGCAAUGAAAUUUCGUGUCUGGAGGCUACUGGAAGGAAAUAAGCAAGCUGGAAGAACUAACCGCGGGGUACUAGAAGGAAAUCAGCGAGCUGGUAGAACUAACCGCGGGGUACUAGAAGGUAAUCAGCAAGCUGGUAGAACUAACCGCGGGGAACUAGAAGGAAAUCAGCAAGCUGGUAGAACUAACUGCAGGGUACUAGAAGGAGAUCAGCGAGCUGGUAGAAUUAAUCAUGGGGUAUUAGAAGGUAAUCAGCGAGCUGGUAGAACUAACCACGGGGUAGUAAAAGGUAAACAGCGAGCUGGUAAAACUAACCGCGGGGUACUAGAAGGAAAUAAGCAAACUGGUAGAACUAAUUGCGGGGUACUAGAAGGAAAUCAGCGAGCUGGUAGAAUUAACCGCGGGGUACUAGAAGGUAAUCAGCGAGCUAGUAGAACUAACUGCGGGGUACUAGAAGGUAAUCAGCGGGCUGGUAGAACUAACCGCGGGAUAUUAGAAGGAAAUCAGCAGGCUGGUAGAACUAACCGGGGGGUACUAGAAGGUAAUCAGCGAGCUGGUAGAACUAACCGCGGGGUAUAUAGAAGGUAA
Messenger RNA from Eurytemora carolleeae, 615 nucleotides. RefSeq lists its product as uncharacterized. The transcript has 2 exons. NCBI's taxonomy places the organism in Eukaryota, Metazoa, Arthropoda, Copepoda, Calanoida, Temoridae. The record is from RefSeq and is a predicted model, not a curated record. The coding region runs from base 1 to 615 and encodes 204 amino acids.